This is a messenger RNA of Sebastes umbrosus (honeycomb rockfish), 1832 nucleotides long. It is a transcript of the gene st13, whose product is annotated as ST13 Hsp70 interacting protein. NCBI's taxonomy places the organism in Eukaryota, Metazoa, Chordata, Actinopteri, Perciformes, Sebastidae. Gene Ontology annotation, molecular function: Hsp70 protein binding; protein dimerization activity. The coding region runs from base 207 to 1283 and encodes 358 amino acids. The transcript has 13 exons. The record is from RefSeq and is a predicted model, not a curated record.
CAAACCCCCACGUCCUCUGGUGUCAGUCUGUCCGAGAGCCCGCCUGAAUGAAAACACAGGAGCGACGACACCAACGACACCAGUACCUACCAGUGAAGCAGCAGAGAUACAAAUCAACUGCUACCGUGCUCUGCGUGUCCUCUCGGCUGUCAACGGUGUAGAUCUUCUAUCAGCUGCUGCCGUGUGCUGGACGUGACCAGAGCAGCAUGGACCCACGCAAAGUGUCCGAGUUAAAGGGCUUCGUGCAGAUGUGCGAGUCCAGUCCUGAUCUCCUGCACCUUCCAGAGAUGAGCUUCUUCCGGACCUGGUUGCUGGGCAUGGGUGCAACAAUCCCUCCCCUAGCCAAGACAGAGCCGUCAUGCCAGGGCGGCUGUCCUUGUGGACCUCCCCCUACAUCAGCUCCAGCUCCACCUCCUGAGCCAGAGCGUCCUGUGCAGUCUGAGAAUGACGAGAGUGAUAUAGAAAUGGACAAAGAGGGAGUGAUCGAACCAGACACUGAUGAACCACAGGAGAUGGGAGAGUAUGAUACCAUCGAGGUCACAGAGGAGAUGAUGGACCAGGCCAGUGAGAAGAAGAUGGCGGCCAUCGAUGCUCUAGGAGAAGGCAAUCUGCAGAAAGCUCUGGAUCUUUUCACUGAAGCCAUUAAGCUGAACCCGUGCGUAGCCAUCAUGUACGCCAAGAGGGCCAGCGUCUUCAUCCAAAUGCAGAAACCCAACGCAGCCAUCAGAGACUGUGACAGAGCCAUCAGCAUCAACCCAGACUCUGCACAGCCUUACAAGUGGAGGGGAAAAGCUCACAGGCUGCUGGGCCACUGGGAGGAGGCAGCCAGGGACCUGGCCACAGCCUGUAAACUGGACUAUGACGAGGACGCCAGCGCGAUGCUGAAGGAGGUCCAGCCUAAGGCUAACAAAAUCAUGGAGCACAGACGCAAAUACGAGCGCAAGAGAGAAGAGAAGGAGGUUAAGGACAAACAAGAGCGGGUAAAGAAAGCCAGAGAGGAGCAUGCGCGGGUCCAGAGGGAGGAGGAAGAACGACAGUUCGGAGGAGGAUUCUUCCCAGGUCCUGCUGGAUUCCCAGGCGGAGCCCCUGCUGGCAUGCCUGGUCUCGGUGAACUCCUGAAGGAUCCUGAGCUGCUCAACGCCAUGAAGGAUCCUGAGGUGAUGACUGCCUUCCAGGAUGUGGCACAGAACCCGGCCAACAUCGCCAAGUACCAGAACAACCCCAAAAUCAUGGCCCUCGUCACCAAGCUGAGCUCCAAAUUUGGAGCUUCACCACAGCCAUAGACGUGAAAGGACCAAAGAUGAGAGGAGAUGAGAGGAGAGGGGGAUACGUGGUGAAACAAUCUGGAGAGCCACAACGCUUUUCAACAAUUAUUCCACUGUGUGCAGAUCAAACAGGGGAGCAGGUGAUGGGUUAAUUGGUGUGAUGUAGAGAAAGUGAGGCAACUUUUUAAAUGUUCUUAAUAUGCCGGUUAGCACAUAGCAACGUCCCAACAAGGUUAGGAGUCACGUUUGACUCGUCUCAGCUGGGACUUCACUCAACCACAGGUUGGUGUUUCUUAACCUGUAUCUGGAAAAACGCUAAACUGGGAGCUCCUGAAUUAAGACGCUGGCUCACAAACAUUUUUACAGCCAUUUAAUACGUGGUAAUGGUUAAGCUACCGGUAUUUCCUUUCUCCGAACAGAGCCGAACUCUCACUCACAACCGUCUGCACUUUUUGUUAUCAGAUCUGUUAUUAUAAAUGCAAAAAAAAAAAAAGUCACUGAUCUUUGAUGUCUGACCCUGUUGGAAAAAUGAUUCACAAUAAUAAAACCUCUGUUGCUGCAAAACAG